Messenger RNA from Cuscuta epithymum, 2346 nucleotides. The record is from the annotation of a GenBank genome assembly. Lineage: Eukaryota; Viridiplantae; Streptophyta; Magnoliopsida; Solanales; Convolvulaceae.
GAAAUUGUGAAGUAGAUGGGGUAUAAAAGAUAGGUAGGUACGCGCACCAACUGCCGUGUGAGUUGUGACUGCUGAAAUUUUGACAUAUGAAUCCUCCUCCUCUGUAGCUCCGGAGAAGAAGAAGGCUGUUCUAAGUUGACUUUGUCUUCCUCAAAGUUCCAGGCAAUAAAUUCUCCGUUUUCAGGAAACAAAUUCUAAGCCCCCUUCUAGCAAUCAAUCAACGCUCUCCCGGUUUACCUCCCCAACAUUUCAACUCCAUAUUAGGUGAGUCAAGCUACGUUCCUUCGUACGCGGCAUAUGUAUGCGUUCAUACCGAAGAAAUUUCCCAAUUUCCUGCAGUAUUUAUUUGCAAUUUGAUCUUGAUUUUUCGCAUCCAAGUUUUAAUUUUUUUCUCAGGCAUUAAAUUAAUUUUUAUAUCUGAGCUCGUUUUACAGGUCAACAAGACCCUUCGCCAUCGCCAAGUCUGCAGCGUAAAUCAAGCUCCUUAAUUCCGCUUCCUCGCACGUCUCAGCCUGAAUCUUGAAGCAAACUGCCCAAAUCAGCUUACCAUCCCGAUCUCGAAGGAUUUCUCUUCCUGUCGCAACUCCAGGUGAAAAAGCAUGGCACCGACCCCAACUCGAAUUGGCCUUGCUGGCCUAGCUGUAAUGGGACAAAACCUUGCACUCAACAUAGCCGAGAAAGGGUUCCCGAUAUCCGUCUACAAUAGAUCAACCUCAAAAGUCGAUGAGACUGUUGAACGAGCCAAAGCAGAAGGUGAUCUCCCACUCUACGGUUUUCACGACCCCAAAUCCUUUGUUCUCUCCAUCCAAAAGCCUCGUGUCAUCAUUAUCCUCGUCAAAGCUGGUUCUCCAGUUGACCAGACCAUCAAAACCCUCUCAGUCUACCUGGAGAAAGGAGACUGUAUCAUCGAUGGAGGCAAUGAGUGGUAUGAGAACACCGAGAGGAGAGAAAGAGAAGCAGCCGAAUUGGGCUUGCUUUAUCUUGGAAUGGGAGUGUCUGGCGGUGAAGAAGGUGCUAGGCAAGGCCCAUCACUAAUGCCUGGAGGCUCUUUCGAGGCGUACAAGCACAUCGAAGACAUCCUACUCAAAGUAGCAGCCCAAGUCCCAGACAGCGGGCCAUGUGUGACUUACAUUGGCAAGGGCGGAUCUGGAAACUUUGUUAAAAUGGUUCACAAUGGUAUCGAGUAUGGUGACAUGCAAUUGAUUGCCGAAGCAUAUGAUGUUUUGAAAUCUGUGGGCAAGCUAUCCAAUGCUGAAUUGCAUGAAGUGUUCACGGAGUGGAAUAAAGGGGAACUUUUGAGCUUCUUGAUUGAGAUCACUGCCGAUAUAUUUGGAAUCAAGGAUGACAAGGCAGACGGGUAUUUGGUGGAUAAGGUUUUGGAUAAAACUGGCAUGAAGGGGACCGGGAAGUGGACGGUUCAGCAAGCUGCUGAACUGUCAGUUGCCACCCCGACGAUCGCUUCGUCACUGGACUCGAGAUUCCUCAGUGGGUUGAAGGAAGAGAGGGUCAAAGCAGCGAAGAUAUUUAAAGCCGGUGGGAUAGGUGAUGUCAUUGCUGACCAGGUUGUUGUUGACAAGAAACAGCUGAUCGAUGACGUCAGGAAGGCACUUUAUGCUUCCAAGAUAUGCAGUUAUGCACAGGGGAUGAACUUGAUUCGUGCAAAGAGUGUUGAGAAAGAAUGGGAUUUGAAACUCGGUGAGCUGGCUCGGAUUUGGAAGGGGGGCUGCAUUAUCCGUGCUAUAUUUUUGGACCGUAUCAAGAAGGCCUAUGACAGAAACCCAGAUCUUGCCAACCUUCUAGUGGAUGAAGAGUUUGCAAAGGAGAUAAUUGAAAGGCAGUCUGCUUGGAGAAGAGUUGUUUGCCUUGCUAUCAGCUCUGGUAUUAGUACCCCUGGUAUGUCUUCGAGUUUGGCUUAUUUUGACUCGUACAGGAGGGAAAGUCUGCCAGCCAAUUUGGUCCAAGCUCAGCGGGAUUACUUUGGGGCUCAUACAUACGAGAGGACCGACAUGUCGGGUUCCUUCCAUACCGAGUGGUUCAAGAUUGCCAAACAAUCAAAGAUUUGAUUUUUUUAAGCUCUACACCUUUGUUGAGCUAGACUGAUGCUGCUUAUGUGCUGAAUAAGGUUUGUGACCGAAAAUGUAAAAUUCAGUCAUGGAACCAUUCGAUCAUGCUUAAUAUGUUUGGAAUAUUUGGAAUUUAUUGAAGUUUAUUUAGUUUUGAUAAUUAUUUGUAAACCAGACCAUCUUUUUUCAUUUAAUAAAAUCUUUAAGCAUUUCUUUUUUGUUAACUAUGCCGUUAUAGUUCAAAGUCUCUAACACAGGCAUGCAUGUAAGCGUUACUUACAAC